Messenger RNA from Ochotona curzoniae (black-lipped pika), 1428 nucleotides. It is a transcript of the gene PRR35, whose product is annotated as proline rich 35. The coding region runs from base 1 to 1428 and encodes 475 amino acids. The transcript has 2 exons. Lineage: Eukaryota; Metazoa; Chordata; Mammalia; Lagomorpha; Ochotonidae. The record is from RefSeq and is a predicted model, not a curated record.
AUGUCUCGCGAGGCAGGGUCCUGCCGCGUGGGCGCAGGGACCAGGGCACGGUCGCGGAAGCCCAAGAAGCCACACUACAUCCCACGGCCCUGGGGCAAGCCCUACAACUACAAGUGCUUCCAGUGCCCCUUCACCUGCCUGGAAAAGUCCCACCUGUACAACCACAUGAAGUACAGCCUCUGUAAGGACUCACUGUCGCUGCUGCUCGACUCGCCCGAGCAAGGCUACCGCCACCCCACCUCACCCAACCCUGAGGGCCCCUCAGACACGCCCCCCGACCUCGCAGUCUCCAGCAAUGUCUCCCAGCACCCUGAGCCUGAGCCUGGGGGACCCCCAGGGCCGCUGCCCCAUCUGGCGAGGGCCCCUCAGAAAGCUCUGGGCCCUGAGGGCAGGCUGCCUGUAGAGGCAUGGAAGCUGGGGCUGGGGGGGACCCCCAGGGGCAUGGGCCCCAGCAGAAGCGUCCCCUGUUACCCCCCACCCACAACGGGGGAGCUCCCCGAGGCCCAGAACCCCCACCUGUCACUGCUGGGCAUCAACUACCCCCUUGGCACUGGCCUCUUCUCCUACCUGGGGCCCUCUCUGGCCACAGCUGCCCACCUGCCCUUCCUGGCCUCUGCCGGCCCUCUGCUGCCGCCUACUGCAGCCUUCCCAGCCCCGCAGCCCACCGAGCGUCCAGCCCUGGCUCCCCGCCUAUACUAUCCACUGCUCUUGGAGCAUGCCCUGGGGUUGCCAGCCGCUGGUAAGCCCCUGCCACUCCCCAAGGUCCCAGACCUGCUGAGAGUGCCUGUCCCUGAGCUGGGGGGCUCCUGGCCACGGAGCACCUCCAGGGACCUGGGGCAGGAGGGUGAGUUGGAGCCUGCUACCCAGAGCGACCCCAAAAGGAGGUCACACCUUGGGAGCCAGCCGGCUGGCCUGACCAAGCUGGCUUCCCAAAGCAGUUUGUCCUGCGGCCCCUCCCGGACACCCUGGCCUGAGGACAAGGCGCCUAGCAGCCUGGAGGCCCCCAUGCCUGCACGGUCUCUGGUCCUGGCCCCGCUGGGGGAUGAGCUGACUGGGGCCAUGGGCGACUUCGCCAGGGUGGAGCAGUGCCUGGGACGGCUGGCGCCAAGAGCCCUGCGGGAGCAGCUGGGUGAGAUCCGCCGGGAGCUGCUAAGCAUCCACCAAGCGCUGCAGUGGGCGGUACGGCCACCGGAUGCACCCCUCGACCUCUCCGUGAGGCGGGAGCGCCCCCGUGCCCCAGGUCCCACCGCGCCCCAGCCCUUCCUGGGCCGCACCACCAAGUGCGAGGCUGACUCCAGCGUCCCACCCCUGGGCCUCCCUCCCCAGACUCCCGAGGACGGCGUCCUGCCCAGCAGCGGCUGGGGUCCCACACGGGUGGUGGCCGCAUGCCCACAGGCCCCACUGGGUCCUCCUGGAGCCGAGGUCUGA